AGCUGAAGGCAAGAGGAAGCUCCAGAGAGAGCCCCCUUCAGCGUGUCUCUGAGGCUUGUGAACUCGGCUUGCUAGAAGGCUCAAGGAAAGGAUGGCAGGAAUGAAAAUCCAGCUGGUAUGCAUGAUACUCCUGGCUUUCAGCUCCUGGUGUCUGUGCUCAGAUUCAGAAGAGGACAUGAAAGCGUUAGAAGCAGAUUUAUUGACCAAUAUGCAUACAUCAAAGAUCAGUAAAGCAAAUGUCCCUUCUUGGAAAAUGACCCUGCUAAAUGUUUGCAGCCUUAUAACCAGCCUGAACAGCCAAGCUGAGGAAACUGGAGAGUUUCGUGAAGACGAGCUUGUUGCAAGACGGAAAUUUCCUCCUGCCUUAGAUGGCUUUAGCUUUGAGGCAAUGUUGACAAUAUACCAGCUCCGAAAAAUCUGUCACAGCAGGGACUUUCAACACUGGGAGUUAAUUCAGGAAGAUGUUCUUGAUACUGGAAGUGACAAAAAUGACAAGGAAGAAGUUAUAAAGAGAAAAAUUCCUUACAUUCUCAAACGGCAGCUAUAUGAGAAUAAACCCAGAAGACCCUACAUACUCAAAAGAGGUUCUUACUACUACUGAGAAGAUAAAUAUUUUAUUUAUAUGUGAUUGUGAUUUAUCAUCCUUUAAUUAAAUAUCAAAUUGUACUUCUGUGGAAAUGUGACAGAACACAGUUAUUUUGUCUCUUCUAAAAUUGUGACUUAUGAGAUGUGAUUUUACUGCAUUAACAUAAAUUGGACUGAAUGUUUUCAAAUAAAUCUAGAUCUUCAGCAUGA
This is a messenger RNA of Equus quagga, 795 nucleotides long. RefSeq names its product neurotensin (gene NTS). The record is from RefSeq and is a predicted model, not a curated record. Gene Ontology annotation, molecular function: neuropeptide hormone activity. The transcript is spliced from 4 exons. Lineage: Eukaryota; Metazoa; Chordata; Mammalia; Perissodactyla; Equidae. Bases 92 to 601 code for a protein of 169 amino acids. Gene Ontology annotation, cellular component: axon terminus; extracellular region.